Messenger RNA from Seriola dumerili (greater amberjack), 4615 nucleotides. It is a transcript of the gene ptk2aa, whose product is annotated as focal adhesion kinase 1-like. The coding region runs from base 265 to 3558 and encodes 1097 amino acids. Gene Ontology annotation, molecular function: ATP binding; protein tyrosine kinase activity. The record is from RefSeq and is a predicted model, not a curated record. Gene Ontology annotation, cellular component: cytoskeleton; focal adhesion. NCBI's taxonomy places the organism in Eukaryota, Metazoa, Chordata, Actinopteri, Carangiformes, Carangidae. Gene Ontology annotation, biological process: protein phosphorylation; signal complex assembly. The transcript has 36 exons.
UGGAGGGGAAGCAGGAACAGGCGACGAGAGGGAGAGAGGGAGACGGGGGGAGAUAGACGGGAGUGAAAAAACACUAUCUGUAACUACUGCCAGCUCUACGGCUGAAAUAACGGAUUAUUUACCGACUGUUAACAGCUUCUCCUGCCGGUAAAGUCAGCACAAACCUCUCGGACGUCCCCUGGAACAAGUCAACAUAUUUCCAGGAUUGCUUACUACACAGAAUAUGACAGACACUUAGCAGCUGCAGUGUCAGCAGGGAAAACCAUGGCGACAGCCUACCUGGACCCCAACCUGAAUCAUACCCUCCUGGGAGGCGCCAAGUCACGGCUGAGCGCAGGGGGGUCAGACCGAACCAUGGCCGGCUCCGUGGACAGGGUUCUCAAAGUCUUCCAUCACUUUGAGACCAACACUGAGAACAGUUGCUGGUCGUCCAAUAUCAGAUAUGGAGAUGCCACUGAUGUCAGGGGAAUCAUCCAGAAAAUUCUGGACAUCCACAAAGUGCGCUGGACGUCUUGUUUUGGCCUUCGUCUCAGCAACAGCCAGUCCAGAGACCAGUUGCACUGGCUCCACCCCGAUAUGGGCGUUUCCCAUGUCAGAGAGAAAUAUGAACAGGCACGACCAAAUGAGGAGUGGAGGUAUGAAUUAAGGAUCCGGUAUCUUCCAAAGGGCUUUAUGCAGCAGUUUACAGAAGACAAACCUACACUCAACUACUUCUAUCACCAGGUGAAGACUGACUACAUGACGGAGAUGGGGGAUCAGGUGGAACAAGAAGUAGCUCUCAAACUGGGUUGUCUAGAAAUCAGGAGGUUCUUUAAGGAGAUGAGAGGAAACGCCCUGGAUAAGAAAUCCAACUAUGAACUACUGGAGAAAGAUGUUGGUUUGAGGCGUUUUUUUCCAAAAGACCUGUUGGAUUCAGUCAAGGCUAAAAGUCUUCGCAAGUUGAUCCAGCAGACGUUUAAGCAGGUGGCCAAUCUCAACGAUGAGCAGUGCAUCCUGAAGUUCUUGGAGAUACUUGUGCCAAUCUACCGUUACGACAAAGAGUGCUUCAAAUGUGCCCUUGGGUCCAGCUGGGUGAUCCAGGUGGAGUUGGCUAUCGGGCCAGAGGAUGGGAUCAGCUACCUCACUGACAAGGGAUCCACGCCUACCCAUCUAGCUAACUUUAACCAAGUGCAGUCCAUCCAGUACUCGGCUAUGGAGGAGAAGGACAGGAAAGGCAUGCUACAGCUCAAUGUAGCUGGAGCUGCUGAGCCUCUUACUGUUACAACAGAUUCACUGACCAUGGCGGAAAACUUGGCUGACUUGAUUGAUGGUUACUGUCGGCUCGUCUCCAUGGAAACUCAUUCCUUCAUCGUCCGAGUUCAGAAAGAGGGAGAGAGAGCGCUGCCUUCCAUCCCGAAACUGUCGAACAAUGAAAAAAAGUUAGAAGCAGUCAGGAGUGGAGUAAGAGCGAUCUCCGUCUCAGACCUAGUGACAUCGACACCUCCUAAGCCAACCAAGGCGCGGCGUUUCCUCCUCCCCUUUGUCUUCUGUUCAGAUUCGCCGCCCAAUGAAGAUCUUAGUGGGGAUGAGACUGAUGACUAUGCAGAGAUAGUUGAUGAAGAGGACACAUACACCAUGCCCUCCACGCGGGACUAUGAGAUCCAGAGGGACAGGAUAGAGUUAGGUCGCUGCAUUGGAGAGGGUCAGUUUGGAGAUGUACACCAAGGAGUCUAUAACAGUCCGGACAAACCAGGUCUACCUGUCGCCAUUAAGACCUGUAAGAACUGUACCUCAGACAGUGUCAGAGAAAAGUUCCUACAAGAAGCAUUGACUAUGCGUCAGUUUGACCACCCUCACAUUGUCAAGCUGAUCGGAGUGAUCACAGAGAACCCGGUGUGGAUCAUCAUGGAGCUCUGUACUCUCGGAGAGUUGCGCUCGUUCCUUCAGGUGAGGAAGUACAGUCUGGACCUGGCCACUCUGAUUCUCUUCGCCUACCAGCUCAGCACGGCGCUGGCCUAUCUGGAGAGCAAACGCUUUGUACACAGGGACAUCGCAGCCCGUAAUGUGUUGGUCUCUUCAGUCGACUGUGUGAUGCUCGGAGACUUUGGUCUGUCACGAUACAUGGAGGACAGCUCUUACUACAAAGCUUCUAAAGGUAAACUUCCCAUCAAGUGGAUGGCACCAGAAUCUAUCAACUUCAGAAGAUUCACCUCUGCCAGUGAUGUCUGGAUGUUUGGUGUGUGCAUGUGGGAGAUCCUGAUGUACGGCAUCAAGCCCUUCCAGGGGGUGAAGAACAAUGACGUGAUUGGUAGGAUAGAGAACGGGGAGCGGCUGGCUAUGCCUCCUCAGUGCCCGCCCACCCUCUACAGUUUGAUGACCAAAUGUUGGUCGUAUGACCCCAGCAAGAGGCCGCGAUUCACCGAACUCAAAACACAGCUCAGCACCAUACUGGAGGAAGAAAAGCUUCAGCAAGAGGAAAGACUUCGAAUGGAGAUGAGGAGACAAGUCACUGUGUCCUGGGACUCUGGAGGGUCUGAUGAAGCACCACCUAAACCCAGUAGACCAGGUUACCCCAGUCCUCGCUCCAGUGAGGGCUUCUUCUCCAGCCCCCAACACAACCACUUUCCGCCAUCGGCCCACGGUGGUGUAGGAGGAGUAGGAGGCAGCUACCCUCCUACCGAUACCUGGAAUCAGCACAGACCUGAACACUCUGCACUGUGGAGCCCGAACAUGGAGGAUGGUGGAUGUGUUGGUCAGGCUAUGAUGGAGGAGAGGCUGAUGAUGCAGCAGCAACAGAUGGAGGAUGACCAGCGGUGGCUGGAGCAGGAGGAGAGCUUCAUGAAGGCUGAGUCCAGAAACAGCAGAGGAAGCAUCGACAGAGAGGACGGCACACUACAAGCACCGCUGACCGGUGCCAUUGCUGGAGGGACUUCUCAGUACACCAUAACAACUGUUAAUGCAGUUUUCUUGAAUUCAGCAUGUGAAGGUGGAAGCCAACACAUCUACCAGCCUGUAGGGAAACCAGAACAUGUAGCCCCUCCGAAGAAGCCGCCCCGCCCUGGAGCUCCCGGUCACCUCAGCAACCUGGCCAGUCUCUGCCCUGUGGACAGCUACAACGAGGGGGUCAAGUUGCAGCCUCAGGAGAUCAGCCCGCCUCCCACCGCCAACUUGGAUCGUUCUAACGACAAAGUGUAUGAGAAUGUGACAGGAUUGGUUAAAGCUGUGAUAGAGAUGUCCAACAGGAUUCAGCCUGCAGCACCAGAGGAGUACGUCCCCAUGGUCAAGGAGGUGGGGCUGGCUCUGAGGACUCUGCUAGCAACAGUAGAUGAGACAAUUCCUGUGCUGCCAGCCAGCACACACAGAGAGAUUGAGAUGGCCCAGAAGUUGUUGAAUUCAGAUCUGGCAGAGUUGAUAGCGAAGAUGAAACUGGCCCAACAGUAUGUCAUGACAAGUUUACAAAAGGACUACAAGAAACAGAUGCUAAUGGCAGCUCACGCCCUCGCAGUCGACGCCAAGAACCUGCUGGACGUCAUCGACCAAUCGCGACUCAAGAUGAUCACCCAGACCCGCCCACAUUAGCCCCGGAUCCGUUCACGCCUGGAAGUGGCGGGGGGCGGGGCCAGGAGAUUAUGUUGCUAUGGAGACAGAGAGUGCAGCAGAAGAGAACACUUAGAUGGAUAUCAGUGAUGGAUGAAAAACACCGACUGAUGGACAGCAGACAUGACUGACUGAAACAAUCAGCUCCCUCUUCUCCUCCCUCAAACAUUCACCGCUUCCUUUUUUCUCUCCGCUCUUUGGUCAAUAUUGUGUUGUUUUGUACUUUUGUUGCAUUAUUUUGCUUUUGUAUCCAGAGAAACACUCCUUUCUCCCAUCACGUAUCCUCAAGAAUCAUCCAUCACUACUUUUUAAUCUUUGAAGAAAAUGAAUUAAACAGGAGAUUUCAGAGGCUCGUUUGCAGGACUGCACAGACGCGUCAUCAACUUGCCACAUAAACACAAGACUAACACUCUCCACAUAUGCAGGAUGUAACAACUGGAACUGAAGAGCCAGAAUGAGGAGGAUCAUGAAGAUGAUUUCAUAAGGUUGUUGUUUAAACAUGCUUUUAUAUCAUGAUUAAUUAUUAUUAUUAUUACUACUCCUUUCAGCCUUGACUCUUACAGUAUGUCUGUGUCAGUUUUUCAGUCUUCCUCUUGAAACUUGUAUGAGCAGAAAUUACUGAUUUACAGUACAGCUGCUCAUAUAUGUCAUAAUUUCAUCUCUCUUUUUUUUCAUCUUCCUCCCUAGAUCUCUCUAUCUCAGGCAUCAAGACAUGGCAUAAAAAUGAAAUAUGAAAGCUGAAUUUUGAAGAACAAACUAAAUGUCUUUUUAUGGAAAAACAUGAUAAAAAAAAAACUGCCACAGGCCACUUUUUAAGUUAACUACAUAGUAAAUAUACAAAGAAGCUAUAUUUUUAACACAUUUCUGAGGCAUGAGUUGUUAGUGAAUAAGGGGGAGGGAUGAACUGGGGGGAGAGUGAGGGGAUGGAGGGGUGAGAGGUGGAGGAAGGGUCAUUUUUAAGUUACCAUGGAGGUGCUAAUUAUACUGUAUAGCAGGUCGCCCUGUGCCAAAUGAACUGCAAUUGAUAAAAAAAAAAAAA